Molecule: messenger RNA, 938 nt
Organism: Phalaenopsis equestris
Lineage: Eukaryota; Viridiplantae; Streptophyta; Magnoliopsida; Asparagales; Orchidaceae
Product: DNA oxidative demethylase ALKBH2
Exons: 4
Coding region: 76-744 (222 amino acids)
Biological process (GO): DNA repair
Source: RefSeq, a predicted model, not a curated record
AUAACCCUUCGCGGAAAACAUAAAUCCCCCAUAAAAUAAUUGGCUAUUUUAUAUUUUUAAACUCCAUUUUUUUUUAUGCCCGCCAUGGCUUUCGCCCUUCGCGGCUUCGCAGCAACAGAACAUAACCCUAAUCCGAAUUCCAGCUCUUGCGAGAUGGCCGGAAAGCGAUACAUUACCGAUCUCGGAGGCGGCAGCGAAGUUGUCUUCGUUCCGAGAUUCUUGCCGUCGGAGCGAGCUUGGGCUUGGUUCGACUAUCUCGACAAGGAGAUCCCGUGGACGAGGCCAUUGAUCCACGUCUUUGGAAGGUCUUGCCUCCAGCCUAGAGACACAUGCUAUGUUGCAAGUGAAGGUCUUACUAAUUUAAAAUACAGUGGUUAUCAGCCACAUGCAUACACCUGGGAUGAGUACCCUGUGCUUAGAGACAUCUUGGAAGCCGUUCAUGAAGCACUUCCUGGAAGUAGAUUUAAUAGUCUGCUACUGAAUCGGUAUAAAUGCGGCACAGAUUAUGUAGCUUGGCAUUCUGAUGACGAGAAAUUGUAUGGAUCCACUCCAGAAAUCGCUUCUGUUUCUUUUGGAUGUGAAAGAGAAUUCCUUUUAAAGAAGAAACCAGUCAAGAAAGGAGGGGGAAGAAAUGACCGAUUAAACGUAGUUGUUGACGACCAUUUUGGGCUAGACAAGGACGAGAGAUACGUCUUGUUCAAUCGAUCGACGGAACGUGACAGGAGAUUUCCGGCAGGGUGGUGAUCUGUACUCAAGAAGAUGAUGAGAGAUGCGUCUUGUUAUAAACAUACCAGAAAAUUGACAAACUCUUAUCAAUCAAAUCAGCCCUCUGAUCUUAUUUUAUGUGAAUAACUCUGUAAUUACUAAAAAUUUCAUCUGAAAAGUUAAUGAUGAGAGACUAAUAUGUACUUUUGUAAUGUUGUGACCUAUGCCUAUAA